AUGAGUGGCCUCUGUUUCGAUUUCUCUUUGUAUGCAGCACCAGAUAACACAUUUGCAGGCGUACACUGUCUCUCCUCAAUUCAACUGAUGCUGAAUGAGGAGAACUUGGGGCCCACGCUGUUUAUGUUGCUGCAGCGCCUCCACGAGUCGGUUGUUGAUAUCUUUAGGGACAACGCAAAUCAUGUUUGUGAGCCAUCGUCGCAGGCUCCAAUUCUACUCCUGGAUGCAGCUUGCACCUACAAGACCAUCUUAGCAGGGGCCGAAAGAAUGAACAGUAAAACCGAAGAUUCUGAAGCUGUUCACCUGGCGCUUCGUUUAGGCUUACUUUUUCUAUCCGCAUCGUACGACGAUAAUAUUGGUGCGGCAGGAGUAGGGUCGGUAGAACCAUCACCAUUAUCAUCGCCAUCAGAAGCCGACACGUACCUUUCAAUAAAUAGAUGUAUCAUUGACGGUCUUGAGCGCGUGGCCGGUCUACUGUCGCCUGGAAACCCAACAGAGACGCAGUUACGGGGGGAGCUCGCCAGGGUUGUGCGUUCGCUGGCGUGUUCAGCUGCGCACGAACAAUUACAAUUGGAUUUGACUUCCCCGAGGCAUCCACACCCUACUCAUGGGGUAGAUGCGACGGCAUCCUUUUCGCAGCGUCAGCGUGCCUUGAUAGAGAGUCGACUCCAGUGCGCUCGGUUGCUCGUGGAACGAGGGCUGAAUUGCUGCAGCGAUGCAGAGUAUCUUCUUUCCUCUACUCCCCAGGAUGGUAGCACGCUACAAAGGUUUCUUCUUCAGACGGUUCAGGAGGAGUUCACAACAAUGCGACGCUUAGCGAGCGGUGCACUUGCUGCCUUUUGCGAUUCAUCAGACAGCCCUGCGACGUCUCUUGCUGCUGCAGAAGACAUUAGUGGUGCUACGAGCUCCUUCCACUUUUACGCACCCUUGGCAUUGUGUUGUGGCGGGUCCGCUGCGCGCCACGGGCGGAGUUCGUCGACGGCGUCCGCGUCGGCGUUGUCAACGGGAUGCAUAACGCCGCGCUCGCGCCAUGCCGGAGACGACGGCGGUUGGC
Messenger RNA from Trypanosoma grayi, 1054 nucleotides. RefSeq lists its product as hypothetical. NCBI's taxonomy places the organism in Eukaryota, Euglenozoa, Kinetoplastea, Trypanosomatida, Trypanosomatidae. The transcript has a single exon. The annotation marks the transcript as partial. The record is from RefSeq and is a predicted model, not a curated record.